This is a messenger RNA of Didymodactylos carnosus, 726 nucleotides long. Lineage: Eukaryota; Metazoa; Rotifera; Eurotatoria; Philodinida; Philodinidae. The record is from the annotation of a GenBank genome assembly.
AUGGUAGUGAUAGCUGCUGAAUUCUUAUUCCGAUCCUCAUUAGCAGCGUGUAACUGUUCCUGCGCUACUUCAUCUCCUGUUUCUCAUUCACCUCCUAUUUCUCAUUCACUUCCUGCUCCUCAUUCACAAUGUCCGUCAACAUUCAAAUGGUCGCUUAAUGGCCGUGUUGUUGCUGGUUCCGUUUCGGGCAGUGGGUCAUCAUUGACUCAGCUAAUGCAUCCCACAGGAAUAUUUGUUGAUCGUAACCAAAACGUUUACGUUGUCGAUGAGUCUCGUGUGCAACUCUGGUUAAAACAGUCGAAAUCUGGCAAAACAGUAGCGAGCAGAGGUCUGGCCGAUCUAGAAGAUAUUCUUGCCGAUGAUAAAGGAAAUAUGUUUAUUGCAACGGUGAAUUUUAUUCUUUACUGGAAAAAAGGUGCCAGUAGCAGCUCACGUACUAUUUCGUUUAUGGAUCGAAGCAUAUUUCGAUAUAUGUGCUUCGAUGGCGCAAAUAAUUUGUAUGUCACAGAUUCCGGACAAAAUCAAGUUCUCAAAUAUUUUGCUCCGGGAUACGUGUCAAAAGUCAUUGUUGGUGGGGACAAAAACGGCAUAGGAGGAAAGGGUAUGAAUCAAUUAAAUGGACCAGUGAGUGUUUAUGUCGAUGAGAAAUACAAUUUGUUUGUCGUUGAUGCGGGAAACAGGCGUAUACAAAAAUACGCGAAAAAUUCUAAAACUGGUGUGACAGUA